AUGACUGUUGCACCAACAGCAUACUAUGAUCAAGAGAAUGGAGGUAGAAUUCCCAUAUUUACACCGACUUGGGAUGAAUUCAAAGAUUUCAAAGUAUUUGUCGAAAGCAUCGAGGAAUACGGCAAACAAUCAGGCAUUGUCAAGAUCAUCCCACCAAAAGAAUGGUACAAGGCUUCCAUUGCAGUUAAUCAGUCAAAGAAGAAGAAGGAGCUAAUAGUAGAUAAUAGGAAAAAUCAACUACCAAAAUUACAGCAACAUCAGAUAAACAAUAUCAAAGUGACCAAACCAAUCACACAACACAUUAUUGGCGGCCGAGGCGUGUUCACUCAGACAAACAUCGAAGACAGAAAAGAGUAUACACUACAGCAGUGGUAUGAAAUCUGUCAGAAAGAUCAGCAUCGGCCAAUCAUACGGAACAGCCAUCAGCAGAAUCAGGAAACCAGCCAUCUAACAGAAGAUCAGUACAAGGAGAUUGAGAGAAACUACUGGCGAAACAUCACAUUUAAUCAGCCCAUGUAUGGAGCUGAUUUACUGGGCACUUUAUUCGACUCAUCCAUUACCUCAUGGAACCCAAAUACAUUGGACAAUACGCUCAACAAGCUGAACCAAACAUUGCCCGGAGUAAACUCGCCUUACUUGUAUUUUGGCAUGUGGAAGGCGACAUUUGCAUGGCAUGUUGAGGACAUGGACUUGUACUCUAUCAAUUACAUACAUUUCGGUGCACCCAAGCAAUGGUAUGUGAUUCAGCCCUGUCAUCAAAAGCGAUUUGAAACUUUCAUGCAAACCACGUUUUUCAAUCAAUAUAAAUCGUGCCAUGAAUUCCUGAGACACAAGACAUUUAUUGUAUCACCCACAGUGCUUGAAAACAAUAAUAUCCCAGUCCAGCGAUGUGUUCAACAAGCAGGCGAGUUUAUAAUCACUUACCCUUUUGGUUAUCACUCUGGCUACAAUCUUGAUUUCAACUGCGCGGAAAGCGUCAAUUUCGCAAUGGAUUCUUGGCUGGAGAUUGGCAGAAAAGCGAAACCUUGUACCUGCAUUGAUGACUCGGUCGUGAUUGACGUGAAUAGUCUGUUCGAUGGCGCUUUAAAUAGCACCAUUGAUCAUUCUACUACUGCUACUGGCACCACUCUCAAAACCAAGAGAAAAUUGGAUGAAAUCACGCGAGAAGAAAACGCAUGCGUACUCUGCUCCAACCCUACACUGCAGCAACAACAUGAAGAACCCUUGCUAGCAACGAAUGAAAAUAGCCAUCACAAGCACAUUCACAAAAUCUGCGCUGAAUCGGUGGAUGAGACAUACAUUGUAAAAGGCAUUGUGCGCGGUAUUGGCGAUAUUCCUGCCUCACGGUGGAAGCUGGUCUGUGUCUAUUGCAAAGAAAAGGAAGGUGCUUGUAUGCAAUGCUGUUAUGGACGAUGCUGGAAGGCUUUCCAUGCUACAUGCGCCAUUAAGCAUGAUGCAACCAUGAAGCGCAUUCAUUCAGAUGCAUCCAAACCACAUUCUCUGUACAAUGGCUAUUGCCCACAGCACGAUCCAAAGCGAAUAGAUGAAAAGAAGCGCCUAAAAGAAGCACAAAUCAAAGAAAUGGCCAAAAAGUUUCAGGUAGGAUUAGAGGUGCUUAUGAAAUGGAGAGGCGGGGGCAUGUAUACAGGUACUGUCAGUGAAUGCUUACCGGAUCAGAAAAUGUGUCGAGUCUUGUUGACUGAUGGCAGUGUUCGAAAGGUAUCCUGGAGAGACAUUGUUUAA
Messenger RNA from Mucor velutinosus, 1743 nucleotides. RefSeq lists its product as uncharacterized. NCBI's taxonomy places the organism in Eukaryota, Fungi, Mucoromycota, Mucoromycetes, Mucorales, Mucoraceae. The coding region runs from base 1 to 1743 and encodes 580 amino acids. Gene Ontology annotation, biological process: regulation of gene expression; chromatin remodeling. Gene Ontology annotation, molecular function: histone H3K36 demethylase activity; histone H3K9 demethylase activity. The transcript is spliced from 8 exons. Gene Ontology annotation, cellular component: chromatin; nucleus. The record is from RefSeq and is a predicted model, not a curated record.